AUGCUGCGCUGUGCUCCGGCAAUGAAGCGGGCAGCCCAGGCUGCAGGCGUGGGGCGCCUUCAGGCAAUGCGGGCCACUGCUGGCUUCAUCGGGCACCAUCCGAUCGCCAACUUGGGGCCUGGCCGUUGGCAUUCGACUGCCACGCAGUCGCCGUCACACGACCCUACCAUCCUCAACCCGCCUGUUGCAAACGUCAAGCUCAACCCGGAGCGGCCACCAUCUCACGAGUUCCAUCGACAUUCCACGAGGUACAGUCGUUCUUCUCGGGAGGUGCUUGAGGCGCUGGACAAGGACUGGAUGGACCAACCCCACUAUGAACCGGUCACGUGGCAAGACCGUGUUGCCCUACGCAUGGUGAAGACUUUGCGCAAGGCCAGCGAUGCUUACUUCAAAGACAGGCUGCUGGAUCGAGCCUGCAUGCUCGAGACCAUCGCAGCUGUGCCGGGCUUCGUGGCCGGCAUGAUUCACCACAUGCGUUCUCUGCGACGUCUGGUGCAUUGCAACUGGAUUAAGCCGACUAUGGACGAGGCAGAGAACGAGAGGAUGCACCUGAUGACCUUCAUGGAGUUAGCGAAGCAACGCUGGCACCAGCGCGUGCUGGUCGUGUGUGGGCAAGGGGUCUUCUUCGCUGCCUACACGAUCUUCUACGUGGUGACUCCACGCAUCGCCCACCGGUUCGUUGGAUACCUUGAGGAAGAGGCAGUCCACACCUACACAGAGAUGCUGAAGAUGGUUGAUGAGGGGAAGAUCGAGAACGUGCCUGCUCCAAAAGUGGCCAUCCAGUACUGGAACAUGCCAGAAGAUGCAACCCUUCGUGAUGUGAUUUUAGUUGUGAGAGCUGAUGAGGCUGAUCAUCGCCUCGUGAACCACCACAUGGGGGACCUCAUCGCCAAUGCCAGAGGAAAGGGCCCAGUCCGAGAGGGGAACCUCUGCGCGCAAGCCUGCCUACAGCUUGGAUACUACAGCCCUGAGUUUCCAAUUGAAUCAGGGUCUUGCAGAUCUGGCGUCCGACGUGGCAUGAAGUAUGGUUGUUCGAGCAAGCUUCAAACAGCAGAAGCUCGAAUCACGAUGCUGAUCAUGGCGGUAGAGGUGCGCCGCGCAAAGAGCGCCGGCAGCCGGCGAGGGGUGCCACUGACCAGGAGUUCUCAAGAGCCGGACGGAUGGGCUUCAUCUGCUUUCCAGAUGCAGCAAGAAUUGGAGCUGCUGCAGAGGUGGAAGGCUGAUGCGCUCAACGUCCUGGAGCAAAUGCAAGCCGAUGUUGCAUCUGCCCAGGAGAAGUACCAUCAGCAGCUGAAACACAAUCAGAUGUUGCAGGGUCGCUUGGAGCGUAUGGGUCUGGAAGCCAAAGCAGUUCUGACCGAAUUGCCACGUUACCAGACUCCAGGUGCUCUUCAUGAUUCCUCCGGGGGACCCGCAGAACCGGUCGGCGGAAGGCUCCGCCUUGUGCCUGAAGUGCCGGAAAGAUCGACUCUCGCAUCGUCUCACGGGUGGUAA
Molecule: messenger RNA, 1494 nt
Organism: Symbiodinium sp. CCMP2592
Lineage: Eukaryota; Dinophyceae; Suessiales; Symbiodiniaceae
Source: the annotation of a GenBank genome assembly